CACCCGCCGCAAAGCAAAAAAACCCCAAGCCUCUCUCCUCGCCGUUCUCUGCUUCUCUUCCCCAUGUCUCCCUCCGCGCCGCCGGCCGCCGUCCGCCUUCCGGGGCUGCCCAAGGCUUCGCUGCCGACCUCCUCCUCGCCCUCCAUCCGUCUUCCCCACCUCUCCAUGUCCGCCUCCUCCUCUCCCCGCCCCCGCCCCCUCGCCCCAGCGGCGGCGGCCGCUGGGAGUGGCGCCUCCUCCUCCUCCUCCCUCCUCGCCGCCGACCCGAGCCACCGCGACGCCGUCCUCCUCGCGGCGCGCAGUGCCAUGGCGAACUGCCUCGGCGAGACCAGCCUCGACCUCGCCGUCCCCGGGCUCCGCCUCGUCGCCAAGGGCAAGGUGAGGGACGUGUACGAGAGCGGGGAGCAUCUGGUGCUGGUGACCACCGACCGGCAGAGCGCGUUCGAUCGUGUCCUUGCUUCCAUCCCUUUCAAGGGACAGGUGCUUAACGAAACAAGCCUUUGGUGGUUCAAUAGGACACGUCAUAUCACUCCAAAUGCAGUAGUGUCUUCUCCUGAUAAGAAUGUAACAAUUGCCAAAAGGUGCUCAGUUUUUCCAGUUGAAUUUGUUGUGAGGGGUUAUGUUACUGGAAGCACUGAUACAUCUUUGUGGACGGUUUAUAGUAAGGGUGUGAGGAACUAUUGUGGAAAUGUUCUUCGUGAUGGUAUGGUAAAGAAUCAGAAGCUUUCUGAAAAUAUACUUACACCAACAACUAAAGCUGUAGAUCAUGAUGUUCCUGUCACUCCUGAAGAGAUUAUCAAUUCAGGACUAAUGUCAAAGGAAGAUUUUGAUGAAGCAAGAAGCAAAGCCUUAAGCUUAUUUUCAUAUGGACAGGAAGUAGCCUUAGAGAAUGGACUAAUUCUAGUUGACACAAAGUAUGAGUUUGGAAAAACAGCUGAUGGGACAAUCAUGUUGAUUGAUGAGGUGCACACUCCUGACUCUAGCAGAUAUUGGAUUGCUGAUUCAUAUGAAAAGAGAUUCAAUUCUGGUCUUGAGCCUGAAAAUGUUGACAAGGAGUUCUUAAGGCUGUGGUUCAAGAACAAUUGCAACCCAUAUGAAGAUGCGGUUUUGCCCGAAGCUCCUAACGAACUAGUUUGUGAACUAGCUUGGCGGUAUAUUUUCCUGUUUGAAACAAUUACAAAUACAAAGUUCGAGAUCCCCAAAACACAGGACCCUAUUCACGAAAGGAUAUCUAAGAAUGUUACAGAGGCCUUGCGGAAUCUUUGAUUGAGGAUAAGGGGAAUUUAAGGAGCUAAACUCGCUCUCUGAUGAGAAUAAGAGGUGCACUUCUGGACUUAUGGUACCGACAUUACUAAUGAUAAUAUUAGUAUGCGUUCAUGACAUGUAUCCUUCGAGAUGGCUGUUCGAUGGAUCAGGAAUACGCGUAUGCUCCGUGGUGUAAUGUGGUUUGCAAUAACUAAGCGAAACAGCCUGGCAUAUGCUACCUGCCCUAAUUGUUGCCCUGUUUAGAGGAUCAGAGUGGGAGAUAGCCACGUACUGAUAAUAUUUCAUCCUUUGUCCACCCCAUAUUUUAAAAGAUGACGGAUAAGCUUUUUCGAAAAACUUAUGUAAUUAUAAUUUAUUUUGUUGUGAUUGAAUUUAUUACUGAAUAUAUUAUAAGUAUAAUUUACACUUUACAUAUUUGUACAUAUUUUUAAAAUAAAACAAAAAUCAAAUAUGUGACAAAACUCAAACGGCAGGAGUAAUAUUUCAUGCAUAACAGGCUAAACCUAAACAUAACAAACAUGCCGAGUUAACCAGUUUUCUCUACC
This is a messenger RNA of Oryza brachyantha (malo sina), 1811 nucleotides long. RefSeq names its product phosphoribosylaminoimidazole-succinocarboxamide synthase, chloroplastic. The record is from RefSeq and is a predicted model, not a curated record. Lineage: Eukaryota; Viridiplantae; Streptophyta; Magnoliopsida; Poales; Poaceae. The coding region runs from base 64 to 1266 and encodes 400 amino acids. Gene Ontology annotation, biological process: 'de novo' IMP biosynthetic process. The transcript has 12 exons. Gene Ontology annotation, molecular function: phosphoribosylaminoimidazolesuccinocarboxamide synthase activity. Gene Ontology annotation, cellular component: cytoplasm; chloroplast stroma.